This is a messenger RNA of Pollicipes pollicipes, 1367 nucleotides long. RefSeq names its product 39S ribosomal protein L4, mitochondrial. Gene Ontology annotation, biological process: translation. Gene Ontology annotation, molecular function: structural constituent of ribosome. NCBI's taxonomy places the organism in Eukaryota, Metazoa, Arthropoda, Thecostraca, Pollicipedomorpha, Pollicipedidae. The record is from RefSeq and is a predicted model, not a curated record. Gene Ontology annotation, cellular component: ribosome.
UCUUGCCGGAGCCCGUGGCGGUCCUGCCUCCCCUGAUCGUGCAGCUGGACCAGCCCGUGGGGCCAUCAUCGUCCGAGAUCAGACAGGCCUGGGUGGAGAACAUGGACGCGGCUGAGGAGCGAAAGCUCGGCAUGGUCGAGCUCCACCCGGAGGUGUUCGCCGCCUUCCCCAAGCUUCACCUGAUACACGACAACAUGCGCUGGCAGCGGCUGUACGGACGCGUGGACCACGCCACGACGAAGACGAGGGCCGAGGUGCGCGGCGGCGGAAAGAAGCCCUGGCCUCAGAAGGGCAGCGGCCGCGCCCGGCACGGCAGCAUCCGGUCGCCAAUCUGGAAGGGAGGCGGCGUGUCGCACGGUCCUCGCGGCCCCAAGUCCUUCUUCUACAUGCUGCCGUACAGCGCGCGCGUCGGUGGCUUGUGCGCCACGCUCAGCGUCAAGUUAGCCCAGAGUGACCUGCACGUGGUGUCCGACCUGGGGCUGCCGUCGGCCGAGGCCGGCUUCCUGCAGCAGCUGGCCGAGCGGCGACUCUGGGGGCCCAGCGUCCUCUUCGUGGACGACACGGACGAGAUGCCGGAGAACAUCGCGCGGGCCGCCGACGGCAUCCCGCACUUCAACCUGCUGCCCGUCUACGGUCUGAACGUCUACAGCAUGCUGAAGCAUGACACGUUGGUACUGACGGUGGCCGGGUUGGAGAGAGUGCAAGAGCGUCUCCUCCGCGCGCUCUCUCUGCCAGACAACCGGGCCGUCAAGCACACGGACGUUGGCAUCCUCCGAUGAGACGCCAGCGACGCUCCCCACUCAGUGGCGGAACCUGCAGCGAGGUGACCGGGUGUGCGCACCGGUGCCAGCGGCGGAGCUGGUCCUGGGUCCGGCAGAGGCCUGGUGCCAGCGGCGGAGCUGGUCCUGGGUCCGGCAGAGGCCUGGUGCCAUUGGCGAAGCUGGUCCUGGGUCCGGCAGAGGCCUGGUGCCAGCGGCGGAGCUGGUCCUGGGUUCGGCAGGGGCCUGGUGCCGGCGGCAGAGCUGGUCUUGGGUUUGUGCCGAGGCAUCAUGGGCUGGUAAUGAGUGUCUUCGGUAUGCGCGUGACGUUAGCGCUUUUUAGCGAUGUGCCCAUAUGUUUUGUUAGACUUGUGCGGGUCGUGUACAAUGAUUUUGUAAGUCCUGUGAUUGAAAGUGCGUCGCUCAACUGAUGUGCGCCAUCGCGAAGUAGUGCUUCGCGUUUCUGUAUUAAAUAUCCUUCCGUUGUCGAAAGCUAAGCGGUUCACCAUCGCACUGAAACUUGGAGACGCCCUGGCGACAUCGCGUAUGCUGGGGUCGGUAUGCAUGUGUGUGUGGAUGUGAUGUGCUCAAAUACAGCUCUGUUCUGUA